Molecule: messenger RNA, 897 nt
Organism: Glycine soja
Lineage: Eukaryota; Viridiplantae; Streptophyta; Magnoliopsida; Fabales; Fabaceae
Product: ER membrane protein complex subunit 6-like
Exons: 5
Coding region: 149-511 (120 amino acids)
Biological process (GO): autophagosome assembly; protein folding in endoplasmic reticulum
Cellular component (GO): EMC complex; endoplasmic reticulum; membrane
Source: RefSeq, a predicted model, not a curated record
CACGAAUCACAAAUCGUAACAUUGGCAUGAACGAUAACACUGAACUAGCUCUCACGUUUGUGCUUGCACUUGCACCUCUCCAACGAUAACAACGACGAGCACAAGAUCCAGUUACAUAUUAUUCGAGUAGACAAGGCAGGCACAUAGUAUGGCUGGACCUUUUGAGUUGGGUUCAUCAAAGAAGAAACCAGGGGAUGGAGUGAAUGAUUUACUCACUUUUAAUGCUGAAAAUAUGCAAAGCAACAUGAAAAUUAUUUAUUACAGCCGAACAUUUUUGUCUAUAAUUGGUGGAGUUGUUGCUGGAAUUUUGGGGUUCACAAGCUUGAAAGGAUUUGUAUUUUACUUCCUUCUCAUGAUGGUUACUUCACUUGGGCUUGUAGCCAAAGCCAGAUUUUCAAUCCACUCCUACUUUGACUCCUCGAAUCGAGUUCUACUUGAUGGCUUCCUAGGUGGUCUAAUGUCAUUCGUGCUGUUCUGGACAUUUGCAUUCGACAUUGUACAUAUAUUUUGACGGAGGAUCGUGCACAAAAUGUCUCUAAAGAAGGCAAUUGUUGGCUUCUGACUUCUGUUGCUGCUUUAAGAAGGCAAUUGUUCUUUAUCUUGAUUCUUGACAUAAUGCAUGUACUUCAUCAAGUUAUUGGAUAGCUCUCAUUAUGUUGCCAGUUUUUAAACUUUGUAAGCUCUACUUGCUAAUGCUAUAAGACCGGUCCUGAAAUUUUAUGGACCAAACUGAAGCAAUUAUAUUACUUAGUUCUAAAUUUUACGGUCACAAUGUUUCCAGUUUUUUUUUUUACCAAAAAAAAUAGUUUGUUUCAUCUGAAUUCUGUCAAAAAAAUAAUGUAUAAUCUGAAUAAUGGAAUGUGAAAGUAAUGUCAUCUCUCUUUUUGUGGCUGUCAA